AUGUCGAGGCACGAUAACAGGGGGCUCGGCGCGGAGCGGUUCGCAGGUGUUCAGUGCGCCGCCAUGGGUUCUGCGCCGCAGGUGCGAGCGGCUGCGGGCGCUUUGCUGUCCGUGACCGUGGUGUGGUUGGCGCUGGGCACGACGUUGGUGGCGCUGCUGCUGGCGCCAGUGGUGCGGGCCGCGCAGUCAGGGGAAGGCGGCGAUGAUUCCGGGGAAACCGACACCCCUUCAGGGGAAGGCGGCGAUAAUCCUGGUUCGCCUGAUGACGAUUGCUGUUGGCUGGAUCGGGAAAUCUGUAACGAACCCUGCCGCAUCUUCCCUAAUAAUAUCUGUGACUGUUGCGCCCCCUCACACGGAGUAAACAAACCACCACACUGGUGCCACAGAGGACCGCCGGACAAUGCCUUCUACCUGGUCGCGCAGAUA
Gryllus bimaculatus (two-spotted cricket) is the source of this 426-nucleotide messenger RNA. NCBI's taxonomy places the organism in Eukaryota, Metazoa, Arthropoda, Insecta, Orthoptera, Gryllidae. The record is from the annotation of a GenBank genome assembly.